GUGCUCUGCGCCGCCACGGGCGGGGACGGUCCAAGAUGGCCGCGGGAGAGGAGGAGGGGGCGAGGACGGGGACGGGGACGGAGUCGGAGGCGGCGGUGGAAGAGCUGCGGAGCUUCAAGGACCUGGGAGUGACAGAUGUGCUGUGUGAAGCUUGUGACCAGUUGGGAUGGAAGGUGCCAACGAAGAUCCAAGUUGAGGCUAUUCCAGUGGCUCUCCAAGGCAGAGAUGUCAUUGGACUGGCAGAAACUGGCUCUGGAAAAACAGGAGCUUUUGCCUUGCCAAUUCUUCAGGCACUGCUGGAAACACCUCAGCGGCUGUUUGCUCUUGUCCUCACACCAACAAGGGAGCUGGCCUUUCAGAUCUCAGAGCAGUUUGAAGCUCUGGGAUCCUCCAUUGGUGUCCAAACUACUGUUAUUGUAGGUGGAAUUGACACAAUGUCUCAAUCGCUGGCCUUAGCCAAGAAACCACAUGUUAUAAUUGCAACCCCUGGCCGUCUAGUUGAUCAUCUGGAGAACACAAAGGGCUUCAACUUACGUGCUCUGAAGUUCCUAGUGAUGGAUGAGGCUGACCGGAUUCUUAACAUGGAUUUCGAGACAGAGGUGGAUAAGAUACUAAAAGUGAUUCCUCGAGAUAGGAAGACAUUUCUGUUUUCUGCCACCAUGACCAAGAAGGUUCAAAAACUCCAACGUGCAGCUCUGAAGAAUCCUGUUAAAUGUGCUGUUUCUUCCAAGUAUCAGACAGUUGAAAAACUACAGCAGUACUAUAUUUUCAUUCCCUCAAAAUUUAAGGACAGCUACCUGGUUUAUAUCUUGAAUGAACUAGCUGGUAACUCUUUCAUGAUAUUCUGUAGUACAUGUAACAAUACUCAAAGGACUGCUCUACUGCUCCGCAACCUGGGGUUCACUGCCAUUCCUCUCCAUGGGCAGAUGAGUCAGAACAAACGUUUGGGUUCUCUAAACAAAUUCAAGGCAAAGGCACGUUCUAUUCUGCUGGCUACUGAUGUUGCAAGCAGAGGUCUGGACAUACCACAUGUAGAUGUCGUGAUAAACUUUGACAUUCCUACACACUCUAAGGAUUACAUUCAUCGUGUUGGGAGAACAGCUCGAGCUGGAAGAUCUGGCAAAUCUAUCACCUUUGUCACACAGUAUGAUGUGGAGCUAUUCCAGCGCAUUGAACACCUGAUUGGCAAAAAGCUGCCGGCAUUCCCCAUGCAAGAGGAAGAAGUUAUGAUGCUCACAGAGCGUGUGGCUGAGGCCCAGAGAAUUGCUCGAAUGGAGCUGCGGGAGCAGGGAGAGAAGAAGCGAUCUCGGAAUGAUGAUGAUGACACAGAAGAAGCUAUUGGUGUCAGGAAUAAGGUGGCAGGUGGGAAGAAGAAGAAAAGGAAAACCUUCUAGUUUGGUAUUUGAACACUUUUUAACUUUUCUCUUCAUGGCUGUAUGAGCUGGCAAAAAUGGUCUACCAAGCCAUCUCUAAUGGAUUUUUUUUCAAAACUACAUUGAACUUGGGUGGUCCGCAAGGAAAACAACAACUCUUCUGCUUCACCAGCUGCAGACUGAGCUUGGACCAUUGUGGUACCGUAGUACCAAUCUUCCGUUCAGAGACAUCAUCAGAGACUGUCACCUCUGGACUUGUAAGCAGCUGUGGUCUGACCCUGCUCAUUCACGAAGAAGUGCAGUGUGAGUGCAGCUGUUGCACUGCUGCAGCCUGUCUCACUAUCCAAUCUCACUGAGUGCAUCUGGGGUCAGAUAGAUCUGUGAGAAAAAGUUAAACGACUGACUUUUCACAGGGAUGUGUUAUGUGGAGAACUCCAAAUAUAUUUUGGUUAAUUUUAAAGCUA
Molecule: messenger RNA, 1837 nt
Organism: Empidonax traillii (willow flycatcher)
Lineage: Eukaryota; Metazoa; Chordata; Aves; Passeriformes; Tyrannidae
Gene: DDX47
Product: DEAD-box helicase 47
Exons: 12
Coding region: 36-1394 (452 amino acids)
Molecular function (GO): ATP binding; nucleic acid binding; RNA helicase activity
Source: RefSeq, a predicted model, not a curated record